Penicillium alfredii is the source of this 1278-nucleotide messenger RNA. RefSeq names its product nitrilase. Bases 1 to 1278 code for a protein of 425 amino acids. The transcript is spliced from 2 exons. Gene Ontology annotation, molecular function: catalytic activity. The record is from RefSeq and is a predicted model, not a curated record. Lineage: Eukaryota; Fungi; Ascomycota; Eurotiomycetes; Eurotiales; Aspergillaceae.
AUGCCCUCCCUCACAGUGGCAGUCGCCCAAUCCCGCACGCACGCAACUCUCCCCGCAACCCUCGCUGCCCUCGAACGCACAACCGCCGUCGCCGCCCGGCGCGGCGUGCACCUCGUCCUCUUUCCCGAAGCCUAUCUGGGCGGAUACCCACGGACCUGCGCGUUCGGCGCCGCCGUCGGCAGCCGGCACCCGCGCGGCCGCGACCAGUUCCUGGCGUAUUUCAAGGCCGCCGUUGAUCUGGGCGACACGCCGGCGGGCGCGGGCGAUGACUGGGUGCAGCGCCGGCUGGAGGUUGCGGCGGGGCGGCCGCAUCGCGGGGACGGCACGCGCGAGUUCCUGGAGCGGGUGGCGAAGGAGACGGGUGUUUUUGUGGUUACGGGGCUUGUGGAGCGUGCGGGGGGUAGUCUUUAUUGUGCUGUUGUUUAUGUUGAUCCUGUGAGGGGGAUGUUGGGGAAGAGGAGGAAGGUUAUGCCGACCGGCGCCGAGCGCAUGAUCUGGGCCCAAGGCUCCGCGUCCACCCUGCGCGCCGUCACCACCACCCUGAACAACAUCCCGCUGACCAUUGGCUCGGCCAUCUGCUGGGAGAACUACAUGCCGCUGCUGCGCCAGAGCCUGUACUCGCAGAACGUCAACCUCUACCUCGCCCCGACAGCCGACGCCCGCGACACCUGGCUGCCGCUGAUGCGCACCGUCGGCGCCGAGGGCCGCUGCUUCGUGCUGUCGGCGAACCAGUGCGUGCGGUCGUCCGAGUUGCCGGACUGGAUCACAGGCGAGGAAGGACCAUCAUCAGCAGCGGCAGCACCGUCUACUUCGACGUCUCCCUACACACAACAGAGCCCUUCCCAGCCAGCCCGCAAAUCCUCCAUCACGGCCGAGGGCCCGCAUGAGAUUGUUUGGCCGCAGGGCCAGCCUGACACCAAGGGUGCUGUUGCUGCUGCUGCUGCUUCUGCUAGAUCGCUGCCCACGACCCAAUCCUGCGACGCAGACUAUAUCUGCCGUGGCGGCAGCUGCAUUGUCUCACCGCUGGGCGAGGUGCUCGCCGGUCCGUUGUGGGAAGUCUGCACCGAUGACACGCCCGACAGCGAAGACGCUGCCGUGCCCACUACCUCCGGGCCUGGCGUCGACGCUGCGGCCGGCGAUGGGCUGGCGAUCUCGCAGAUCGAUCUGGAUGACUGUGAGCGCGGUCGGCUGGAUCUCGAUGUUGCGGGGAGCUAUUCGCGGAGCGAUGCAUUCAAGCUGAGUGUUGAGGGUUUGGAUUUGGCGCCGCCGCCGUUGUGA